CCUCAGGACCGUCCACACCUCGCCGCCCACCUCCUCAACUCUUCUUCGUCUGUCUGUCUCCCUCUGUCUACCGCUGAAGGAACCGUCUCUACAACACCACUGUUUUGUCUGCCUGUCGUCCACUGCUGACUACCGAUUUACUCACCGCCAACAACUCUCUCCUGUUAACCUCAAUCUGUUGUGUAUAUACCGUCUAGCACCACCACCGCCUUCUCGUGUUCCAGUGUACAUAUCCCACAGUGUGUUGCCUUGUGGUGGAACACUCGGCUCUACGUUCGUGUGCUGGAAAACAAACAUUUUACCCUUGUGUGUGUACCUGUAAUGGAAUUCCUGUCAUUUAACCAACAAACUCUAGUACUAAUUAUUCUUGAAAGUUUAUGACUGGGUGAGCAAUUCGUUUGAGGUUGGCAGGUGUUGCGUCAGAGCGCUCAAGUAAAGUUACGUCGGUGGAAGCGAGAGACAGUGUGGUGAGUGUGUCAUCAGGUAGUGUUCCUCCCACACACUACAAUUUUCUUCUAGAUGUACGGUCGUCUGCUGAAUAAACUGCCGCGGAACAAUGUAUAAAAAGCACGUGCGUUUUAAAGACCCGACCGCGAGCGAUGAUGGCUAAUCUGCACCAUGAGUCAACGAGACAUAAGACAUUAUAGACAGUGACUGGUUUAAUAUACUCUAAGACACAUCGAUCAGCGUUGAGCGGGCGUGUGUGUACCUGGUGAACGUGGGCGUGAUGCGGGCGUGGUGUUGGUGGGCCGGCGGCGUGGUCGGCUGAGGUGGGUCACCCGGCCAUGUACCGCAAGUACCUGCAGGAGCUAAGUGACCGCCCCAGCAGCAGCAGCCAGCCCCGACCCUCCCCGGAUGGUACCGUCUUCCCCGACACUCACCUCAUCGUAGGCGACGCGCACCUCAAGGCCGCCCGUGCGGGUGCCGUUCACAGGGAACUCUUCACCAACAGGGUCGACAGUGUUCCCGUCAGCCUCUCAUCAACUGGCAAAUCCAACUGUUGUGACGUUAACCAAUCAGUGGUGUGCAAGGCUAACAACCAUUUCGUGACUGUCAGUCAGUCUUCGAUAGUCACGUCUGACAGUCAUAGCGUAAGUGUUGCGUUAUCUGCAGGUGUCAAGCCAGAUACCCAAAACGUCGCUCUUAUCCAGUCGUCGAAAGUUACGUCAGCCAGCGAGGACUCCGGCGUUAUUCGCUCUCCGUCGGUCAAAAAUGACAGCCACAACAACUCUCCCAGCCCCUCCCUGGCGGUCAAGUCCAGCGGCCACUCUCCAGUUAGCCACUCUCCAGUGGUCAAGACCAGUAGCCAUAGCUCAGCCAUCAGCCACUCCUCAGUGGUCGAAUAUAAAAGACGCGGGAGAAGGGACCCUCGCCGCUACUCCGAUACUAUCCAACUGGAGGACUUCAUGUCUCGCACCAACACUCCUGAGUUUCGUCGACGCCCCGUCGAUCUCUUCGUGACAGACACCGAUGAUGCUGUGGGCACCAGACCCAGGGUGUCCCCCAGGGACAUUCACAGCCCCUACGCCGGCCAUCCUUCACCAGUACAGGUGUGGGACUCCCAGUCCUUUUCCGACGUCUCCUUGGAUGAGGUGAUAGUGUCGCGACCUGUACUAGAAGCGUCCAAAAACAAGUCACCUCUUUACCCUGCCCCUCGUGGGGACCUGAUUUCUGCCGUGCUGGUAGAGAAGACCCACUACACCCAUGUCCAUUCCCAAGACGUGAUCAAGGUCAAGUCAAUAUCCCAGGACUCCCAGGACAGCGAGGGACUCACAGUGGAGGACCCGCAGACACGCAGGGAGAAUGGGGGGCUGCCGCGACCUUCCUCUAAGUUCCCCAGAAACCUCCAAAAGGAAGUGGCCCCCUGGGGACGGGGCUCCCCUGGACACAAGCCCUCAACACAGACAGGUGAGCCGGUACAGGAGUCGACCACUAUGGACUGUUAUUCCGUCUUCUGCUGCAGUGUGAAUCCAGGAAGCAGUAACAACAGCAGGAGGUGAUUAUAGCAGAAGUAAGAAGACCAGGACGGGAUUACAGCAAUUACAGCAAUAGCGGGAGGUGAUUACAGCAGCAACGGGAAAACCAGGACGGGAUUACAGCAACAUAAGGAUUACAGCAACAGAAGGCGACGAUUACAGCAGCAGUGGGAAAACGCAGAUGGAAAUUACAGCAGGAACAGUCGCAGGAGAGAACACGGAUACAGUAGGCACAGCAGGGACGACUACAGUACCACCGCUACAGCCAAAACUAGCAGACGAUUUCUACAACAGCUAUGUAGGGCGACCACUGACGGUGUAAAUGUGUAGACUUCCUGCAGUUGUGGUCGCAGGCACGUACACAGGCAUGUAUGUACACAAGCACACGCAUAAAACAGUCAUAAAUAAAAUAGAACUCACGUACACACGGACACACACACCCCUUACCACGCACACUAGCUUCCUCAGGUAACGGGACACACACACACACACACACACACACCACCUGUUCAGAGCGUCAAGAAGGUUGAGUCAAUGUUUACAAGGCGAAAGUAAUGUAAAAAAUUGCUUAAGAAUCAUCGAAAUUUACAGCUGAAACAACGGUAAAUUGAGUUAUCAUUUACGAGUGUAUGAUAGAAUGUGGUGUUAUGAUUUACAAGAUAGAAUGAUGUAAAAGCAAUGGUAAAUCGAUUCAUUUUUUACAAGAUGAAAUUUGCGAUGUGAUUUACAGAAAGAAGUGACUCCAUAGUGAUUCUGAUACUAACUUGUAUAGUGACACUUGAGUGGCACUUGAGGAACACUUGAGUGGCACUUGAGGGACACUUAAGGAAUACGUGAGUGAGUGGCAAUUGAUUGUCAUGUGAAUAGUACUUGGAUUUACACUUUUUUGUACUCUCUCUCUCUCUCUCUCUCUCUCACGUAUAAGAGAUCAAGAGACUUCAGCCUUACCCAGGAGUCUCACAUUAUUUACUUAACCUAAUGUGCCAACAAGAAUCUUAGUUAAGGUAGCCCCAUGGUACAGUACUUAACACAGGUGAGGCGUGUCUGGGUACUCACCUGAACGAGCCCACCAGGAGCUAGAAAAAGAAGCACGAGGAGAGAUUUAUAGGGGAAAUAUGGUUCUAGAUAUUUAGUAAAAGUUUUAAAAGGGGGGUUAAUUAUCCUAGACAUUUAUAUAGGUAUUUUAAGGGAAAUAAUUAUAUACUGAACGACUUAUAGGGAUUAUAUGAGUAUUAUCUUUGAUCUAUAUAUAUCUAUAAGGGAUUAUAGGAAAUAUUACCAAUUUAGAUAAUUAUUGAAUGAUUAUACGAUAAAUUAUCAUCUUAGUAUACUGAAUAGAAACAGAUUACUUCAUUGUUAACUCUAGGAUGUAGUGUACAGAGACUAUAAUUAUACUACAGUUAUUGAAUCUUGUAAUUAUAUUUAUUGAAUUAUAGAUUAUAAAUAAAACUCUUACUACAGCCGAGA
Molecule: messenger RNA, 3443 nt
Organism: Homarus americanus (American lobster)
Lineage: Eukaryota; Metazoa; Arthropoda; Malacostraca; Decapoda; Nephropidae
Exons: 2
Coding region: 786-2000 (404 amino acids)
Source: RefSeq, a predicted model, not a curated record